This is a messenger RNA of Linum trigynum, 1043 nucleotides long. NCBI's taxonomy places the organism in Eukaryota, Viridiplantae, Streptophyta, Magnoliopsida, Malpighiales, Linaceae. The record is from the annotation of a GenBank genome assembly.
UUAGUUAAACCAAAAAUAAAAAACGAAAAAAAUUAAAUAUUGAUCUGAUCUUCUCUCCCCAAAAUGGUUGCCCAUCGAUCUGUUCCUACUCUCCAUCAUCCUCCUCCUCACCAUCUCCGUCGACCCUUCCUCCGUCAAUCCCCCUCAAACCCGAUCCUCCAAUCACUUCCCCACAAUCCAACCCAUCUAAUUGAAAUAUCUCUCUCCACUCUCUGCUUCAUCUUCUUCUUCCCCAAAAAUCCCCAAUAUUCUCAAACUCCCGGUCAAUUCUAAAACCUAGCUCUUUCGAGCCAUCUCCAUCCUCCCGCUCUGUGCUUAACCCUUGUCGCCAUUUCUCCCCAAACCCGUUGGGAAGUCCAACCUCCUAUCGCUCUAGGCGAAGAACGAGUUCAACCUCCACUACAAGACCACCAUCGGCGUGGAGUUCCACAUCUAGAGCAUGGAAAUCGACAACAAGGAGGUCAAGGCCCAGAUUUGGGACACCACCGCCCAAGAGAGGUUUCGCGCCGUCACCUAUUCUUACUACAGGCGCGCCUUCGACGCCCUCGUCGUCUACGACAUCAGCCGCAAGACCACCUUCGACAACGUCAGACGAUGGCUGGAUGAGCUCAAAAGUAAGUAUGCCCAGCUGUGCUCAUUUCAAUUUCUACUCUUUCUUUUGCAUUCGUCGAUUGAAAUUGAUUGUGGCUGGGAGGUUGGAAGUAGAUCUGAAGCUUUGAACUGAAAUUGAGGAGCUAAUCGAAUCUUUCCAUUCUGUGGAGUAGUGGUUUUUUUAUAAUAUCGCUUCAUAUGGGGGAAUUAGAAUUCUUGGCGCGGAGCUAGCUAGCAUUUGUCUGGAUGUGUUUGCUUCUACUCAGUGGUUCCCUCUUUGUUACUGUAUUGAUGAAACUUUAUCGAGCGAUGAGUUCGGUGGUAUGAGAUACGAGGAAGAAGAAAGGCGGAGUGGUAGAGAAAGGUGCAGGGGAGCACCGAUGGAUACUCCAAAUGUCAUAAGUAAAAGCAUCCCAACUUGCACCAUAAUGUCAUAAACAUUAACAUAAUGU